AACUUCUUUGUUGGAGAAUCGUCUUCAGAGUCAGGAAAGGAUAAGGAGAGACUGAUUCAAGCUGCCAAAAGAGUUGCCAUGGCCAUGUGCUCUAUGGCUGAGAAGAGUACCAAUGUAAAGGAGUUGCAUCAGUCAGCUAAAGAGGCGUUCAAAAGUGCCCGCACACCAGUCAUCAUCUCUGUGCUAAAUAGCAGUAACGUCCUUGGGAGUUUGGAAUCUUCUCUUUCGUGCUUGAUGAAAUUUCUCAUGAAUCUUCAAUUAAGUGACUUCUAUACAGAAGACACCAAAGAGCAAUCAGAUGUCAGCACAUCUGAGAGAAGCAGGAGUCCAGGUCCUUCCAAAACUACUGGGAUAGACACCUUGAAAAAACUGCAGGAUGCACUAAAAACUGAGGAUUCCAAAAUUCCCGUAGAGUCAACAGCAGAUGUGUUGGACAAGGCUAUGGGACCAAUCUUAGAGAUCCUCCAAAAAGCCAUAAAGACUGUGGAAAUGAAUAUUUCUGCAUUUAAGAAAGCCAGUGACAAGUAGGAAUGCAACAGAGAUUUUCAUUUCUGUCAGAAAACUAAUUCAAAUACUAGGGUUUUUCACAGUGGUUUCUAAGAUCUUCUGGUGCCAAACAUAUGGUAUGUUAGAACAUAAGUAAAGAGAAGUCAUCUGGCAAAACAUUUACCUGUAGUUUUGCCUUAUGGAAAUAAACAGAAAUCAUUAAGAAA
Molecule: messenger RNA, 713 nt
Organism: Callithrix jacchus (white-tufted-ear marmoset)
Lineage: Eukaryota; Metazoa; Chordata; Mammalia; Primates; Cebidae
Gene: C9H12orf60
Product: chromosome 9 C12orf60 homolog
Source: RefSeq, a predicted model, not a curated record